Haliotis rufescens (red abalone) is the source of this 2595-nucleotide messenger RNA. Its product is annotated as glutamate receptor ionotropic, kainate glr-3-like. Gene Ontology annotation, molecular function: glutamate-gated receptor activity. The record is from RefSeq and is a predicted model, not a curated record. The transcript has 12 exons. Lineage: Eukaryota; Metazoa; Mollusca; Gastropoda; Lepetellida; Haliotidae. Gene Ontology annotation, cellular component: membrane. The coding region runs from base 306 to 2552 and encodes 748 amino acids.
CCGACGGUGGUGAAUGCGUCUGUUUGUCUCGCUACGGCUUAUACAGAAGCAAGGCGUGAAGGUCCAGAAUAUAGUCCAACAAUUGGACACUGAGUAUGUCCCGAGAGCCGUUUUCAUCAUACGCUGAACCCAUGUAAGUCCGACAACGACAAAUCGAUUAAGGCUACAGUGUAUGUUAUAACGUGACAAUCAACAGUCAAGAAAAAAACAAGAUCAAUUUUAUUCUACUCAAAUAAUUAGACGUCCCGUAGAGCGUGAGAAAGAUCAAGCUGUUUGUCCAGGAUGAUGCAAAUUGAUAGCAGGACAUGUGUGUGAUGUCGGCCAAGUGUCUGGUGUACCUUGCACUAACCAUCAUACUGCAAGGAAACAGAUCGGAAACAACCGAGUUGCUUAAUGUAGUUCUACUUGAGGGUCAGAACGAGCCUGGCACCAAUGUCCAAUGCCUGGAAUCCGCACUUUUCACAUGGACUUGCCAGGCAUGGAAGAUUGUAUCUACCGAAAUCGACGUCAGACAUCCGUUUUCGUUGGUUUCCACGCAGGUGUCAUCAAUGAUGGAGAGGGCCUAUGCCAUCCUCACGCCAUCAUUCAUGUGCAGCUUCCUGCAUUAUCAGAUGCGGCAUUUCUCACUAACCACAGACGUUGUAUGCUUUGACGUAGACACUAAUAGGACAACAGGAGAAGCUUGUGAUAUUACUUUCCAUCUUCCCGAAACAUACAUCUACACCGUCCUGAAGCCACUUCUCAUCAAGCUCAACUGGGAUUCGCUUAUCAUCCUCAGUGAUGAAGAACACGAGAUGGCAUCGAAAAUAAUAUUGGAUGAGUCAUGGGCCGUGGGUGUGAAGACAUUGGUGUUCAUCAUCCCAAGCAACGCCACUGACGAAGAGAUUCUGCACCUGCUGUUAAAAUCAACAAGCAUUGAUCCCACCGCUGCCUGGAACUUUCUUAUCUUGUGUAAUACGUUAUGUCUUCAACGAAUUCUAAAGCAGGUCAAUAGAUUUGACAACUGGAUGCAGAAGACAACUGAUUUCCGGUCAUCAUCAUACUGGCUCAUGUUGCUGCCGAAGGAAGAUAUGUUCAUGGUUGAAGCAGUGGGAGGCUGGGUUGACAACAUUGCCGUAAUAUCCGCGCCAACUCCCAUCGCAGGCUGCCUGUUUGAGGCAUAUAAAGGCUCGUCUGAGUGUUGGUCUGGGGAAAUCCACUCGUUGAUGUACCGGGGAUCAGUGAGGAACCUAGACGUUGUCUGUCAGUACAACAGAGGUGACAUCAAACUAUGCUCCUCGAAAUCACAGAUAUUUCCUAAUUACAAUCAAGGAUUUAACGGGAGGCCAUUCAUUGUGGCUACAAAUAUGUGGUAUCCGUUCGUGAUGAAGCAAGGGAAUAAUCAGACAUCUACAUAUGAGGGCUUUUGCAUCGAUCUUCUUUUCGAAAUGGCUGGAGCACUCAAUUUCACGUAUAAACUGAUAGAACCACCUGAUGGAGAAUGGGGCACCAAUACCAAUGGCCAAUACAGUGGAUUAAUUGGUCAGCUGCAGAGAAAGGAUGUCGACAUGGUGGUAGCCCCCAUUUCAAUGUCACACGACAGGGAGAAGGUCAUGGAUUCCACAUACCCUUUCUAUAACGACGUUGGCACUGGCGUCUAUCGCAUUCCUGACUCAAGCGUUAAAGAAUGGUUGAUUCUGUCGCUUCCCUUCAGUUGGGUGGUCCAUGUAUUUAUAGCAUGUGCUUUCGUAUUCUCCGUGGGGCUGGUGCAUUUCUUACACAGGUGCCAGAAGGAUGAAGUAGAAGGAUCAAUAGAUUUUUCAGCAGAUGCUCUUCGUGUUUUCGGUAUAUUUCUUCGACAAGGUUUCAAUAUCAAACUGCGAUCCUCUUCGACUGCCAUAUUUGUGGGCUUACUUUGUCUGUUCGCGACCAUCAUCUCCGCUGUCUACUCUGGUAAUCUCAUCGCCUUCCUCACAGUCGCUAAGGAGACAAAGCCGUUCAACACCAUCCCGGAAGUAGCCGACCAGACGGAUUACACGUGGGGAAUACACGGAGGGACUCUGUGGGUGAACGUGUUCCAGAGCUCAACGAAUCCCUCAUUUAUGAAAAUCUGGGAUAGUAUUCUGAAAUCCAACCUAUCAGAUCCCGGUGUUCUGCAUAUCUCAGCGGACUACCACAAGGCGCGGAUGGAAGCAGGCGGCUACGUCUUCUUCACAGAGUCGGACAUUGGAAGUAUAUGGGCCACACAAAACUGCGACGUCAGGUUGCUCAAAGACUAUUUCUACAGGAUCCAAUACGCUAUUGGACUACCCCAGAAUUCGCCUUAUGGAGAAUUGGUGUCUGAUAUAGUUCUCAAGUUCCAUGAAAGCGGCUUGAUGGGUGCAUGGAAGCAAAAAUGGUGGCCUAAGGGCAGUAACUGCUCUUUCACUCAAGUCGUCCACAAGCCAAUAGAAAUAUCUCAACUGCAGAGUGCCUUCUAUGUGUUGUUAGUUGGGAUAUCACUUGCCUUUACUACAAUGUGCCUUGAAUGCAUGGUCCGCAUUAUCCGACUGCAAAGAGAAGACUCAAAGUAAUGCCUUCCUCGUUAUCGAAUUGCUAUAGUUACAUAUUGACUUA